Rotaria sordida is the source of this 522-nucleotide messenger RNA. NCBI's taxonomy places the organism in Eukaryota, Metazoa, Rotifera, Eurotatoria, Philodinida, Philodinidae. The record is from the annotation of a GenBank genome assembly.
AUGUCAUCAGCACAAAAAACUCGCAUUUCAUAUUUAAAAAGAAAAGAAAAUGUAAAAGAGUCUGAUAAUAAUUCAAACAAUAUUGUAAAUGAUAAUACAACCAAUAUGCAUGGCAUAUGUCAUGAUUACUGGAAACCAACAAUACCAUCCUAUUCUGAGAUGAAUACAAGAACUAGAGCUGUUUUUACUAUACGACCAUUUGUCUAUGGGAAAUAUGCACCUGAUCAAAGUGAAAGUUUAGAAAAACAUCAAGAAUCUACUUAUCAUAAAAUAGCUGUACAAAGUUUAUCAUUUAGACAGCAAGAAAGAUCAGUAGCACAAUUAGCAAAUUGUAAUGAUAUUCAAACAUUAUUAAAACAUCUGCAAUUAACAUUAAUUCAACCUAGUGAUACACGAUGGUUAUCAUAUUCUCAUUCUAUUAAUGCUGUCAUUCAUUGUUAUGAACGAUUAAGUAUUGAUAAAAUUAUAUCAAAUAUAACAGCUCGAUUUGAAUCAAAUGUAUUUAAUAUAAUCAAACAAUAG